Messenger RNA from Solea senegalensis (Senegalese sole), 3101 nucleotides. It is a transcript of the gene pnp6, whose product is annotated as purine nucleoside phosphorylase 6. NCBI's taxonomy places the organism in Eukaryota, Metazoa, Chordata, Actinopteri, Pleuronectiformes, Soleidae. Bases 144 to 1004 code for a protein of 286 amino acids. Gene Ontology annotation, cellular component: cytoplasm. Gene Ontology annotation, molecular function: purine-nucleoside phosphorylase activity. The transcript has 6 exons. Gene Ontology annotation, biological process: nucleoside metabolic process. The record is from RefSeq and is a predicted model, not a curated record.
CUCUUGCGCCGCUCCGCCCUGAUCUCCUACAGCAGACGCUCAACUCCCGUGAACUCAACAGAAAGGAGCGUCACAAACUACUGAACCAUCUAUUUUUUAACACAAAUGAUAAUUUAAUUUUUUUUUUUUAAAGAUUCGUGGACAUGUCUUCCUCCAGCACGUGCAGAUACAGCUAUGACGAGUACAAAAAGACGGCAGACUGGCUGCUGGAUCAGACAAAGCAGCGCCCCACGGUGGCUAUCAUCUGCGGUUCAGGUCUGGGUGGUCUGGCUGACCUGUUAGAAGACAAGGAAGUAUUUCCAUAUGCAGACAUCCCACUUUUCCCCACCAGCACCGUGCCAGGCCAUGCCGGUCAGCUGGUGUUUGGAAAGAUGCAGGGCCGCGCGUGUGUGUGUAUGCAGGGGCGAUUUCACUUCUACGAGGGCUACGACAUACAAAAGGUGACGUACCCAGUGCGCGUGUUUUUCAUGCUCGGCGUGAAAACCCUGAUUGUGACAAAUGCAGCCGGUGGACUCAAUGGCAGCUACUGCGUUGGAGACAUCAUGCUCAUUAAGGAUCACAUCAACAUGCCCGGCUUCGCGGGGCAGAAUCCACUUUGUGGCCACAACGAUGAGAGGUUCGGAACGCGCUUCCCAUGCAUGUCAGACGCGUACGACCGUGACAUGAGGGCUCUGGCCAAGCAGAUUGCAGAGGAGCAGGGCUGCGGCGGCUUCCUGCGGGAAGGAGUUUACUGCAUGCUGGCCGGUCCGACAUAUGAGACCAUUGCAGAGUGCAGGCUUCUGCAGACCCUGGGGGCUGACGCCGUCGGCAUGAGCACAGUCCCAGAGGUGGUGGUGGCUCGUCACUGUGGCUUGAACGUCCUGGGUGUUUCCCUUAUCACCAACAUGGCUGUGAUGGAUUACGAGAGCACGGUGAAAGCAAACCACGCGGAGGUGCUGGAGACCACCCGACACCGAACCCACGACCUGGAGAGGCUCGUCAGCAACCUCAUCACCAAGAUCUAGAAACAUCCGUAAACAUGCACGCACAAAAUCCAGGCUUUGCACGAAAUGAUCAGUGACAGGUUUUAUCAAAGGUUUGAAUGUAGUAUAAAGGGAUAAGGGUUUAUUACUGGGUAAUAGGGUUAAUUAUUGUGUUUUUAAGUUGCUUUAAAGGUAGAGGGAAGAGUAAAAAAGUAUAUUGUUAUAAUAUAUGGGAAUAAUAGCUGGUAACUGGCAUAGUAUUUGAUGAAUGUAAGCAUUGUUAUCACUGUAGGACUUUUGGGAGUAAGGAAUGUGUUAGAUCGAGUCCCCGUGAGUCACAUCCAUGGAGACUUAAGGUUAAAGGUUUUAUCUGUAAACCAAUUCUACAUGGGGAAAUACAGAACACGUAGGUGAGAGACAAAGAUCCAGAUUGACUGACAGAAUAAUUCUGAUAAUUCUAAUCUGAUGUCGCUCGUCAGACUGAACGCUAAUUUAUUCCCGGCAUUAAUUGCGCACUUGUCUUUUGAAAGCGAACGCAGUACCACUAGAAAUGGAAGGGGGGAGCAGUGUAGCUAAUACUCCAAGCAAGGCAACCACAGUAUAAGAUAAUGAGGAAGACAUUUGUAACUUUGCAACAACCUUGACAGUGUGGCUGCUCUUGCGGGUUUCUUAAAGGUCCAAGAGCAUCUGGGAACCACGGUGACCGUCACAUACAAUUCUCUCUCUCCUGCGCUCUCUGCCAUUUCCUCUUCUGUCUUUGGUUGGUUUAUGCAUCGGGUUUACAGAGGCGGGGGCCGGUCACCAAAAUGCAAAAAGCAAGUCCAUUCAGGCUGCUGCUUAAAAAGAAAAGCUAUUAAACACCAAAACAAACAUACCUGAGGGUAGUUUAUUCAAUGUCAGGCCUUUAAAAGGUAGAUUAAUAUAUCCACCAUUUGCUGCUGUCAUACACUGCCUCUGGAGGGCGCUCAUGCGUCUUUCUAGACCAGUGGUUCAACAUAAAAUACAGAGCAAAGUGAUGUUUCUAAGUUCCUCCAGAGGAAGCUUGCAUACCACUCCUGGUUACACGUACCACCCUUUGAGAACCACAGCUGUGGACUACACUACAAGCGUCAGUUUUGCCUGUGGUUGGUGUGGUCAGAAGUGUCUUGUCGCCCUCCUGCACCUGCUGCACCUACACCUGACAGUGAUGUGACAGGUGCACGGACGGUCGGACACGCCCCCCGUCAGCGCCGCUUCCCUCUGCAUCACUGCGCCACAGUGAGAAAUGAAAGCACCGCAGGGCAUCGAAAAACAAGACUAUCAGAGGCUGAUAAGUUGCUCUUAAAUAAUAAAUGGUGCCCGGGUGUGAAUCAUGAUGAGAUGUGAAAAGCCGAGGAAAGGAACAGAGGUGGAAGUAAAAGAUGUUGUCGAAUGGUAAAGGUUUUAAAAACCUAUGUUUGAAUCCCAUAUGUGCUGGAAGGAAAGCAGCCGUGGACUUAUUCAUGUAUUUUAAGUGAAACAACUUAUAUAAUAGGGAGUUACAGAAUAUUGUAUUUUAGACAUGUAUUUAAUGGGGAUCUUUAAAAAAGGAAUUAUACGUAUAGAGAGAAAUAAUAUCUAAUAUUUUAAUGAAAUACUGAAAUCUAUUAUAAUCUGAACCCUGUGGUUUGCACUUUUCAAUCUUCUCUGUUGAACUGGAAGCUCCUGUCAGGUUCCCCUGAACAUUUCAUCCAUUAGAGCUGGGGGAGUCAUUGAUCAGCAGUCUGCUUUGUGUCACGCAUAACAUCGAGAUGCCAAUAGAAGUCUUUAGGGAGGGGGGAUUCCACUCCGAGUGGAGCCUGCCAUCAUGGAAAUGUAAGAUCUGGAGCUGCUGUGUAGAGGAAACAGAAAACUUAACAUUAAGAUGCUUUAAUUUGAUCAUUGCUCAGGAUAUAAUCUCCAAAACAGCCUUGAAACCAUUGCUUUAGUACCACACUGGCCUUCUUUUGUGUAUGGGCACAACACCAGAUUUUGCAUUUCACUCCCACGUCAGCCUUCUGUUGUGUGUCUUGUAUGAGGUUUAAUCGUAAGUCGCGGGUCAUAAUCGUAUUACUUCCGCUGUCGGUUGAUUUCAUGUAAAAUGCUGCUGAAAUAAAUGAAUAAAAACAUUUUAUCAGAACA